Messenger RNA from Xenopus tropicalis (tropical clawed frog), 1105 nucleotides. RefSeq names its product pre-mRNA processing factor 38A (gene prpf38a). NCBI's taxonomy places the organism in Eukaryota, Metazoa, Chordata, Amphibia, Anura, Pipidae. The transcript is spliced from 10 exons. The record is from RefSeq and is marked provisional. Bases 8 to 946 code for a protein of 312 amino acids. Gene Ontology annotation, cellular component: nucleus.
UGGAAAGAUGGCGAAUCGGACUGUGAAAGACGCUCAUAGUGUGCAUGGGACUAACCCUCAGUAUUUGGUGGAGAAGAUUAUCAGGACUCGCAUAUAUGAAUCGAAGUAUUGGAAAGAAGAAUGUUUUGGGUUGACAGCUGAGUUGGUGGUUGAUAAGGCCAUGGAACUUAAAUAUGUUGGAGGUGUUUAUGGUGGAAACAUAAAACCAACCCCUUUCCUCUGCUUGACCUUGAAGAUGCUACAGAUUCAGCCUGAAAAAGACAUCAUUGUGGAAUUCAUAAAAAAUGAAGACUUCAAGUAUGUGCGAACCUUGGGUGCCCUGUACAUGCGGUUAACCGGCACUGCCACUGACUGCUACAAAUACUUGGAGCCUCUUUAUAAUGAUUACAGAAAAGUUAAAGUCCAAAACAGGAAUGGAGAAUUUGAACUGAUGCACGUGGAUGAGUUCAUAGAUCAGCUACUACAUGAGGAGCGUGUCUGUGAUGUCAUAUUACCACGGUUACAGAAACGCUUUGUUCUGGAAGAAACAGAACAGUUAGAUCCAAGAGUCAGUGCACUGGAAGAAGACAUGGAUGAUGUGGAGUCCAGUGAAGAGGAAGAGGAUGAGGAUGAAAAGGGUAGAGAUCCUUCUCCCGAACAUCACAGAAGAAAUUAUAGAGACCUUGACAGACCACGUAGAUCUCCCUCUCCUCGUUACAGAAGAAGCCGUAGUCGUUCACCAAGAAGACGCAGUCGCUCUCCUAAAAGGAGAAGUCCUUCUCCACCUCGUCGGGAAAGACAUAGGAGCAAAAGCCCAAGGCGUCAUCGGAGUAGGUCUAGAGAGAGACGACACCGAUCCAAAUCCAAAUCUCCAGGACAUCAUCGAAGUCACAGGCACAGAAGUCACUCCAAGUCACCUGAGAGGUCAAAGAAAAGUCAUAAGAAGAGCAGAAGAGGGAAUGAGUAACAAAAAAAUCAUGUACUUCUUACAGUCAAGAACUUUUUUGUAUAUAAUUCAAGGAUUUGUAGCUUUUGGAACCAUGAACAAUUCUGGAAUGCUAUUAAAUGAUUGGUCUUUUGAUUGCUUUUAUUUUUUUUUUUUAAUAAAUUGCUCAUUGUUAGUCUA